Doryrhamphus excisus (bluestripe pipefish) is the source of this 2932-nucleotide messenger RNA. It is a transcript of the gene paqr7a, whose product is annotated as progestin and adipoQ receptor family member VII, a. Gene Ontology annotation, molecular function: steroid binding; nuclear steroid receptor activity. Gene Ontology annotation, cellular component: plasma membrane. Gene Ontology annotation, biological process: response to steroid hormone. The record is from RefSeq and is a predicted model, not a curated record. NCBI's taxonomy places the organism in Eukaryota, Metazoa, Chordata, Actinopteri, Syngnathiformes, Syngnathidae.
CUCGGACAUUUCGCCUCACUUCCGGUUUAUUUCCGUUCAGGAACUUGAUGUUCCAAAAGACUCAUCUGUUGCAUAGUUCUCAUCUGGGCGAGGACGAGCGAGCAGGAGGUUGUUUUCUACUACGGUGAGAGCAAGAAACGCGGCCAACACGUCCCGUCGGCAACAAACUUCCCAAAUCCACUUCCUGCCACCAUGACGACCAUUGUGAUGGACCGAAUCUGCCGCCUCUUCAUUAGCUUGCAGCAGAUCAAGGAGGUACCUCGCAUGCUGACCGAGGCGGCGCCGUCCAUCCCCGGCACGGUGCGGGACACCGAGGUCCCUCCAUUCUUCCGGGAGCGUUUCAUCUGCACAGGCUACCGUCCUCUCCAUCAGCGGUGGCGCUACUACUUCCUAUCCAUUUUCCAGCGUCACAACGAGACUGUCAACAUCUGGACUCACCUGCUGGCCCUCUUGGUUCUUUUGGUGAAGCUGUGCCAAGUGGCCGAGACUGUGGACUUUGCGGGGGACCGUCAUUCGUGGCCGCUGUUGGUCCUCAUCGUGUCAGCCAUUAACUACACGGCUUGGAGCGUGUUGGCUCACCUGCUUGGCGGUAAGUCGGAGCUGUGUCACUACGCCUUCUUCUUCUUGGACUAUGUAGGGGUGGCGCAGUACCAGUAUGGAAGUGUUGUGGUGCACUACUACUACACCAUAGAGGAAGACUUUUACUCACGAGUGCAUGCCGUCUUCAUCCCUGUGGCGGUGCUCCUCAGUUGGUGCUCGUGCCUGGGCUGCUGCUACGGUAAAUAUUGCAGCCACUUCCUACCUCUUUGGGUGCGUAAAGUUGGCCAGGUGACGCCCUCCUCCCUCGCCUACAUGUGGGACAUCAGCCCUGUCAUGCACAGACUCCUCUUCAAUCCCGGAGGUCUAGGCGACCCUGCCGCCAUUUACCAUCUGGGCCACAUCGGCUUCUUCAUAAGCUGUGCCUUUUUCUUCGCCUACCCCGUGCUGGAGCGCUGCUUGCCCGGCCGCUGUGACAUCUUAGGGCAAAGCCAUCAGCUCUUCCACGUGCUGUUGUCCUGCUGCACCAUGUGUCAGAUUCAUGCCUCCCACUUGGACUAUGUGGGCCGCAGGGAGCUGUACGAGCGGCUACACGAGAACGGCGCCGCCGCGCUCCUGGUGGGACUCUACGUGCUCACGGUGCUCGUGUGCCUGCUCAUCGCUGCUUUCAUGCUGAGGAAAGCCAAAAACAUGCUUGACCGCCAGGCCAAGUUGAAAUGAAAGCUGAAUUGCAUUGCAGGUGUUUAGGGAAAAUCUCUUCAUUUGCACUUAAAUGUAAUUCUUAUUAAGAACAGCACUGUUGUUUUUUAAUGGUAUUACUUGUACAAUCAUUAGGUACACCUGCACAAUCUACUGAGAGCCACCAUUGAGAAUGUGUGCCUUUGCAAAGUAACAUUGACAAAAUAACACAGAAAUAAUGUAAAACUUCUCAACCUUUUGAUGCUGCCAUCUAUUUGUGUUUUAUAGGUAUUGCAGAAAUAACCAUAGUUGUCAUAUUUGGUUUUAUGGUUAUGGUUAAAUGCCAUCUGACACGGUGACGUGCAAGUUCUGUCGGACAUUUGAAAAAAUGUGCUUGUAUUACAAAGCAAUGCAAUCAGGUGCAGCUUUGUCAAGGCAAACCUACUGAUGCAGCUCUAUACUGGAUAUCAUUAGAUGUACUUAAUGAUGUGGCUGCUGUGUUGUCGACUUGUAGUACGUACAGUAUAUUUUGAAAUAAUAUAUGUUAUUUAAAAUUAGUUGGACCAGAAUUGUCAGACUGUAGAUGACAGUAACUUCAAGACUACUUAGCAUGGGACGUAAUGUUGUUUACUUAUUACUUCAGCCAUGGCACCAUAGUGUGUUGUUGGUGUCAAAAAGUGGGACUCUGUCUUUUGUAGUACAGGUACUUUUAGGUAGUUUUUAAUGCAUAUUUUGGAUAUUAAUGCUCUGGAAGGGAUUGCCCGUGUUUUAGUUCUGUAGUGUUUUGAUGUGCCUUUUAAAUGGGGAAGCUUACAUGCCCAAAAAAUGACUUCUGUUAUACAAUUACAGACGCAAGAGCUUGUAGUAACUUUUUAAUGUGUUAUUCUGUGCCACAGUCGGGUGUAAUGUUAAACAACAGUACAGCCCCAGGCUCUUGCAAAAGCACUUGUAUGUAUAUUUGACCAAAUGUGAUUCAAAUGCCUCCUCUGUUGUGUAACCGCUAAACCUGCCAUGCAGUCUCACAUGUUGACUUUUAUUACAGCUUUUGUUCUUUGUGCCAGAAUCAGUAAAAUAACUAUCAUAAUUUUACACCCCUUUUAAGGGUAAUUCUCAUGACAUGGAGUGAUGGGGCUGUGCAAUAAUAGGGUUAAAAUGCAUGGUUUACUAGAAUUGUUGCAGUAUAUGCAGUGCGGGGAGCACACACAGGAAAUCUGAUUGGCUGCCUCUUGGUGGAGGUCUCACACUGCUUGUUUGGUCUCCAUAGCAGCCUUCUAAGCCAAUGUUCCAGCCUGCAGGACCCUAAUCUGCUAUUUGCAUAUGGAUACACUGUCAUGUUUUAGUGAUUAGCACUAAUGUGUGAAUGUCUGCUUUUUUUUGACAGUGUCCCCAUGAGCUAGGGCACUUAAUCGGGAGGAAAACAAUAUAUAUGUGUUUUGUUUUUGUUUACAAGAGUACUUCUGUCUAAGGGUGUUCCAAGAAAUUCCGCAUUUAUGUAUGUAAGGGUAAGGGUGGUGCUUGUUGUAUAUUUUAAUGCUUGUCACAUUCCGUCAUUUUAUGACAAAGAUGCCUGAAAGAAAAUGUUUGUAUUAUGAAGGCAUUGCUUUGUGAUUCCGUGUUGUGUAUUAUGCCACUUUGGGCCACCCACUGUGCCUCUUUGCUGCCUCCUAGUGGCGGUGCUAUUCGUACAUCUUACCUAAAUAAAAGCUGGGGAGACAUU